UAUAUGUGCAAUCUUCUUUUUUAUAGUGCAUAAGAGCAUUUGUAACACUUUCGUUGUGUUUAUUUGAGCCAUUGCUGUGAUUCAUAUUUCGCGUAGCUUGUAUUCUCGGUUUGACGCCCACAAGUCGCUAAUUGCAUAUGGAGUAAGCCGACAUCUGGUAUCGCUUCAUGUGUUGUAGGAUCACUUUAUGGGCGACCAAUUCGAGAAUCGAAUGCCAGGAGCGAAGAAGAAGUUGCGGUGGAAUGCUGUGCCGUCUAUUUUUCCACAUCGUGAACCACCCAAGCAACGAAAACCGCCUUUCCUACGAAGACCUGUGUGUUCUAAGGUUCCAAAAGAUCACGAAGAAGUCCUUGCUUCUACAAUUGACAACAUGCAAGCACGCCAUGACGGGACAGCAUCCACAACUGUUGAAAAUACACCUUCUGAAACCCACCAAAAUGAGCCUGCGUCCACCCAGAUAAGUUGCUCGCAUGAGGACGGAAGCUCAACUGACCUGUCUGUGAGUACGACUCCAGAUGCAGCAGAGGUGCACCACGACCACAGUAUUUCAGCAGACCAGAAUCCUUGCCAGUCAGUGCCAUCAGAAGCUGAGACAAUAGAUCUACUAACUGCACGCAUUGCUGUCCUGGAAAGACAUGUCAACCUGCAGAGGAAAAGGCUACAAAGAGCUGCCAGAGAAAGCCAGAGACUGAAAGCGUCCUUCCGAAGCAUAUUAUCGGCAGACCAAAUUCGGGCCCUUGAAAGAGGUACAACCAAGGGCUCAGCAUGGUCACGAGCCACAUUUCUCAAGGCACUGAGACUCCGGGUAGCAUGUGGGAGUAGAGGCUACAAGUACGAAGAUUGUAUCUUUAGGUCAAUAAAUGUCAUCUGAAGUGUACUCCCGUGAUUGGUCUUUGAGUGGUUUAAUUGUUGUUCAAGGUAACCACACAAAUUUUAUCGUUUCAAAGACCGUCGUAUGGGGCCAUGUAUUCAGGGUUGCGGCAUCACACAGCCGCGGUUAGCUACGCUACAACAUACUCGAACCAGAAAAUACUCGAGAACCACUUUUAAUCUCUCUCUGUUAGCGCACGGUUGCGUUUGCAGAGAGCGGUAAUCUCAUCUCAGGCGAUUUCUUUAAGAAAACGUAGUUCUUGUAGUCGGGCGUUGAAGCGGCCCAUAUGGACGCAUAAGACCGGUGGAAGGGAAAUGGCGGCGACGGAGG
Molecule: messenger RNA, 1201 nt
Organism: Ornithodoros turicata
Lineage: Eukaryota; Metazoa; Arthropoda; Arachnida; Ixodida; Argasidae
Exons: 4
Coding region: 188-871 (227 amino acids)
Source: RefSeq, a predicted model, not a curated record